This is a messenger RNA of Entelurus aequoreus (snake pipefish), 2445 nucleotides long. RefSeq names its product 5-hydroxytryptamine receptor 3C-like. The record is from RefSeq and is a predicted model, not a curated record. Gene Ontology annotation, molecular function: transmembrane signaling receptor activity; extracellular ligand-gated monoatomic ion channel activity; neurotransmitter receptor activity. Gene Ontology annotation, biological process: signal transduction; chemical synaptic transmission; regulation of membrane potential. The coding region runs from base 123 to 2426 and encodes 767 amino acids. Lineage: Eukaryota; Metazoa; Chordata; Actinopteri; Syngnathiformes; Syngnathidae. The transcript is spliced from 15 exons. Gene Ontology annotation, cellular component: membrane; synapse; neuron projection.
CUUUGUGACUGCAGAGGUGGCACAGUGAGUUUGUCAGUUGGGACCCGCUCCAGUGCGGCACCGACAAGAUUUCCCUGCCCAGGAAGAAGUUUUGGGUUCCGGAUCUGGUCAUCAAUGAGUUUAUGAACGAAGACAAAGCUCCAUUCGUCCCUUACGUGAAUCUGCACAGCGACGGAAGCAUGGAAGACGCCAAACCGGCCAGAGUUGUCAGCUCGUGUCGCCUCGACAUCUACACCUUCCCCUUUGACGUACAGGAGUGCACUCUCACCUUCAGCGCCUUCAUCACAGUCGGAACAGAGUUGAAGGUGUUUCCUUCGUCAACUGAUGAAGAGAUCACGAAGGUCUCCAAGGAUGUGAUGACCACUUUGGGGGAGUGGGAGCUGCUGGACAUCACCAGUGAAAAGAUCAGUCACCAACAUGAGAGUGAGGGUCACCUCAUCGAUGAGCUUGCAUUUCACAUCCGAGUGCGACGCAGGUCCACGCUCUACGUGGUCAACCUGUUGAUCCCCAGCUGCUUCCUCAUCACCGUCGACCUCUUCAGCUUCCUGUUGCCUCCUCAGAGUGUGGACCGCUCCUCCUUCAAGAUGACCCUCAUCCUGGGCUACACCGUCUUUCUGCUCAUCAUGAACGACCUGCUGCCCAUCACGGGGAACACCAUACCUCUCAUAAACGUCUUCUUCUGUCUGUGCUUGGCUCUGAUGGUGGCCAGCCUCCUGGAGACUGUCCUCAUCACCAACUUGCUGCUCGGCUCCAAAAACCUGCGCCCCGUUCCCCGCUGGGUCCGCGCGCUUGUUCUGCGGACUCUGGGAGGUCUUGUUGGUCUGCCCUGGCGAGACAAUAAAGAAGCAGACACGAGAGCGAGUCCCGUGUCAGAGCAGCGGCGAGCCGACGGGGCACCUGAAGAGGAGAAAGGACCAGUGGUGGAGGACAAUGCCCUGCAGGAGCUGAGGAGCCUGGGUGCAGACCUGAAAGUCAUCCGCCUGCAGGUGGAGCAGCAGUUAGGGGUCAGCCAGAGCUCGGAGGAGUGGAUCCAGUGCUGCCCGCAGAAAAUCAAGUCUUCUGUGGUUCUCUUCAUCUUCAUCUCUCUCUUCAUGCAUGGGUCAUGCAACUCCAUCAUGCCGAACUGCUCUCGCCCCGAUUCCCUCGCCCUGCUGGAGGCUCUCAGGCCAGUUUUCAACCUCAGCUCCAUCCGACCCGUCGUGAACAUUUCGACACCCACUCACGUCAGUAUCGACUUCAUCCUGGUCAACAUUCUGGGGGUGGACGAAAAGGCCCAGAUCCUCACGACGUACAUCUUCCAAUACCUCAUGUGGAGAAACGAGUUUGUCAGCUGGAACCCGACCGAGUGCGGCACAAAGUGGCUUACGGUCCCCAGAAAGCUGCUGUGGAUUCCCGAUGUGGUCAUCAACGAGUUUAUGGAGAGAAACUUGGCGCAAAAGCCGGCGUACACGUAUCUGUCACACAACGGCACGGUGUUUGAUGCACAGCCCGUGCGAGUGGUCAGCUCCUGUAGACUCGACACCUACGCCUUUCCCUUUGACAUCCAGAACUGCACGUUAACCUUCAACUCCUACCUGCAUCACACAUCUGCCAUGCAGCUGGGACAAAUAUUCACAACAGAGAAAAUACUGGAAUUUUCCAGAGGAAUGAUAAAAACUAAGGGCGAGUGGGAACUCCUUGGAAUCGCAGCGUCUAUAAACCGACUACCAUCUUCUGCUUCUGUUGGAGAGCAUUAUGACGAGCUUCGCUUCUUUAUCUCGUUACGACGCAGGUCCACACUCUACGUGGUCAACCUGUUGAUCCCCAGCUGCUUCCUCAUCACCGUCGACCUCUUCAGCUUCCUGUUGCCUCCUCAGAGUGUGGACCGCUCCUCCUUCAAGAUGACCCUCAUCCUGGGCUACACCGUCUUUCUGCUCAUCAUGAACGACCUGCUGCCCAUCACGGGGAACACCAUACCUCUCAUAAACGUGUUCCUGUCCGUGUGCCUGGCUCUGAUGGUAGCAAGCCUCCUGGAGACGGUGCUCAUCACCAACCUCCUGCAGGGUUCCUCUCGCCAAUCGCAGCUUCCUGGCUGGCUCCGACUGAUCGUCAUCAACAUGUUGGGGCGCCUGGUGCUGCUUCCUCCAAAGUCGACACAAGCGGUGGUCCAAAACCCGUUCACGCUGGAAGACAUGGAGGCGGUCAGUGGGAGAGCAGGUGUGGGCGGGGCCCUGAGAAAGGAGGGCGUGGUCCAGCAGGAGCUGAGGAGGCUGGGGGAGGACCUCCGUGUCAUCCGCCUGCGGUUGGAGCAGGAAGUGGCGGGCGGCCAGAGCUCGGAGGAGUGGGUCCAGGUGGGCUUCAUCGUGGACCGCCUGCUGUUUGCCAUCUACAUCAUCUUCAUAUCUGCCAGCUUCCUCACCAUCAGCCUCAUCUGGGUCAACUCAUAAAACAUGCUUUCACUUUCAC